AUGUUCGAAGCUUCAAAACAAAAGGUCUCAGAUAUACUCCAAGAUGCUGGAAUGAUUGCUCGUCGUAGAGGUCGAAAACCGUUGAAGGAAAAGCCUGUUAAUCCAUUCAUAGGAGGUGGUGCCGGCGGAAAGAUUGGAGAAGCGGAGUAUUUCAAAGUUUAUUCGUGUAUUCUUGUGCUGUUGCUUCGUCUCAGGCAGGCCUGUGUUCAUAUGUCUCUUACUAAAGAUGCUAUUGACAUGGACGCUUUCAAAGUUGAUGAUGAUGAAACUGACAAAGUAAUUGCCGCGGAAUUCGAGGCAUCAUUCGCAAAUAUGUCUCUCGACGAAUCUGGUCUAGUCGAUGCUUCAGAAAAUACAGGACAAAAUAAGCUAAUCGAGAAAGUUUUUCAGCGUGAAUAUGCGAGCACAAAAGUUGUUGCCGUUCUUGAACGUCUUAAACCAAUAAUUGAAAAUGUGUUAUUGUGA
This is a messenger RNA of Meloidogyne enterolobii, 465 nucleotides long. The record is from the annotation of a GenBank genome assembly. NCBI's taxonomy places the organism in Eukaryota, Metazoa, Nematoda, Chromadorea, Rhabditida, Meloidogynidae.